AUGGCAACGAAAGGACUUUCCGUUUUCCUCCCUGGCGACUACUGCCCCUUAAUUCAACCUUCAGAAGACACUGCAGCAGAGGCGGCGGAUGGAGCGUCCGCCUCGGCUGGCGCUGCAGCAGCAGUAGCCCGCACGUUCGACUGGAGUGCCGUGCACGUUCACUCAUCUCAGGCUACUGGGACUUCUGAGCCGCAGCAACAGCCGGAGUCUUCAGUUGAGAUAGAAGGGGCGGGGCCUUGCGUCAAAGCCAGAACGGCUUCCUUGCUACUGCCUAGGCACGUCUUGCCCCCUCACGCCCCCACAUACGUGUGUAUUAGCACACACAACAGAUACACGCCGCGAGUUGGGGAUAUUGUCAUCGGAAUCGUCAAUACAAAAGGAUCAGAGUACUAUGGAGUCAACAUCCGUGGUUUUGCCCCUGCCCGCCUGGCAGCAGUGGCGGGAUUCGAGGGUGCGACGCGGCGUAGCAAACCGCAGCUGAGCAUCGGAUCUGUGCUGCUGCUGCGCGUUUCACACCUGUCUCCCCUGCUGGGGGCUGACGUUACCUGCUGCACCAGCAACUGCAGCAAGCCGUGGACCAGCAGUGAGAAGGUACUUGGAGAGCUAAGAGGUGGAACCAUUAUUGAGGUUCCUAUUCCGUUCGCAUUCAGUCUGGUACUGCAACUAUUGGGCAGCCGCCUUCAAUUUGAGAUAGCCAUUGGCCUCAAUGGCCGCGUUUGGAUCAAAGCCGAGACGCCUGCUCUCAGCAUACGGGUGGGGAACUGCAUUACUGCCGCAGCAGCGGGAAGAACACCUGCGAUGCUGCAGGCUAUCGUAGACGCUGUCUUACAACAGUGA
Eimeria acervulina is the source of this 837-nucleotide messenger RNA. RefSeq lists its product as hypothetical. The coding region runs from base 1 to 837 and encodes 278 amino acids. Lineage: Eukaryota; Apicomplexa; Conoidasida; Eucoccidiorida; Eimeriidae. Gene Ontology annotation, molecular function: RNA binding. Gene Ontology annotation, biological process: exonucleolytic trimming to generate mature 3'-end of 5.8S rRNA from tricistronic rRNA transcript (SSU-rRNA, 5.8S rRNA, LSU-rRNA); CUT catabolic process; poly(A)-dependent snoRNA 3'-end processing. Gene Ontology annotation, cellular component: cytoplasmic exosome (RNase complex); nuclear exosome (RNase complex). The record is from RefSeq and is a predicted model, not a curated record. The transcript is spliced from 3 exons.